Cherax quadricarinatus is the source of this 1352-nucleotide messenger RNA. NCBI's taxonomy places the organism in Eukaryota, Metazoa, Arthropoda, Malacostraca, Decapoda, Parastacidae. The record is from RefSeq and is a predicted model, not a curated record.
CUCGGCGAGCAUCAUACUUUCCACUGGACCAAAACCCACCACCCACCAUGGACUGUGAGGGCCAGCCCGGGGACGCUUUAUUGAGCCCUGAGGAAGAGUCGGAUAUUCCUACUUGGGCCACUUUAAGGGCCAAGAUCCUCUCUUUCACCAGAGGUCGCUGUAAAAGUCCCAUUCUCAAAAGUCCUGGUAGUCGGAGUCCCACUUGUCGGAGCCCGACAGCUAGAAGCCCAGUUUCUCGAAGUCCAACUACCCGAAGUCCAGUUUCUAGGAGCCCAACAACAUGCAGGAGCCCAGUUAGUAAGAGUCCAAUCUGUAGGUCCCCAUCCAGUCGUUCUCCGACCUCCCAGUCCCCUAACCGCUCUCCUACCAACAAGUCACCGCCUCUCAAGUCCCCUACACAACGCUGGGCACCUUCCUUGGCCCUCAGCAAAAGAAGUUCCUUUUCCCGUGGAUCAUCUCGCGAGUCUCGUGGAUCUCGCGAGUCCCCCACAGGUGUGGUAGACUUCCUGGAGAACCAGCCAGCCCGUCGUAACUCAGGAUCUAAAGUCAAGCGCUGCUUAAAGAAAGCUUUCAGUCUUAAUCUAGGAGAGGAGGAAGAGGAUGGUGUGGAUGUUGAAAGCCCAGUUGGUGCUCCAGGGGCUUCCGGAGGCCGGAAAGUGAAGCUCAAAAUACGGUCGUCGCCAGUGGAACAGGUUAUGGAAAUGACUCAGUGGGAGGAAGAGGAUGAGGAACGAGCCGCUGCCGGUGCAAGACGCCCACGUAAAUCAUCGUAUCACGGUUCAACAACUCCCACAUCACCGGUGGAAGCACCUAAGCGGCACUCAUUCAGUACGGCGUCGGAUCGCGCUGGCAUCGUAGUUACUAACAAUGAUCUGGUGUCGUUGUUAGGAACUACCCACCGUCUCACUCCCCCUGGGUUACCAGUACCUGUAGAUGCCCCUCCAGUGCCCCCUGAUUUACCCAAUCCUCGUGCCAGGGGACGCUCUCAGAGCAUAGCAGCUUGCUGGGAUAACCAGAAAAAUUCAACAGGGGAUGGUCAGGCAGAGGACAACGGACCUCAAGUCCCCAUAACAAUUAGAAGAACUGAUUGUGAUUACAUAGCGUUGCCUCUUUUAGCUCAGAGUUCCUCGACUCUUGAAGCUCCAGAAGAGGAAGAUGAAGAGGAUAAAGAGGGGGAAGACCAGGAGAGUAAAUUGCUGUGGGAUUCCUCUGGUUCCACUAUUGACGCUGGUUUGUUGGGGUCUGUUAUAGAGCAAUAUCUCAAGACCUCUAAGGAAGAUGACGUCGGGGAAGUGUCCUCUGCCCUCACUGGUUUACAGGUCAAGUGACGUCCAACCCGUGCUCACCCAUAC